Molecule: messenger RNA, 2863 nt
Organism: Mauremys mutica (yellowpond turtle)
Lineage: Eukaryota; Metazoa; Chordata; Testudines; Geoemydidae
Product: complement receptor type 2-like
Exons: 11
Coding region: 51-1205 (384 amino acids)
Source: RefSeq, a predicted model, not a curated record
CUGCCUGGACUGUGCUGUCACCACCAUUCUCUGGGAACUCACCUGGCACCAUGAUGUCACUUCCCUCUGGCUGGACCCUGCGGCUCCUGGGGACCCUGGUACUCAUGCUGCCGCCUGGGGGAGCUCUCAGUUAUUGUGUUGAUCCACCUGACAUUCCCAAUGCUGUUCGGAAGUCUAAUGUUGGCACAUGGAUUCCAGCCGGGAUGGUGAUUAAAUAUGGCUGCCGCCCAGGUUAUAAGCUGAUCCCUGGAAGAAGGCAAGGGCAUGUUACGUGUCUUCAAAAUUCGACCUGGUCUUCAGCUCCGAACUUUUGUCAGAAAGUUCGUUGUCCAGCUCCAGAUGUUAACAACGGGAGACCGACACCGAUGCCUAGACCGGGAGAGGAGACCUAUGCGUUUGAGGACAGAGUUACAAUUGAAUGUGAUUUGGGGUAUGGUAUCAAAGGCAGGAUCAAUGGAAAUGCUCAGAUUCACUGCAAACGUGAUGGCACGUGGGCUCCUGCCGUACCAGUUUGCGAACCAGACACUCAGUGUCCAGUCCCACGUAUUCAACAUGGAAGCCUGAAAUCUCCACUUCCACAUAACUAUACAUACAGAACCAGUGUAACGUUUCAGUGUGAUCCUGGUUACAUCCUCAGGGGCGCUGAUAGGAUUCAUUGCCAAGCUGAUGGCAAGUGGCAUCCGCAGCUACCCGUUUGUGACCCAGCUUGUGAGCCACCUGCACGCAUUGCUAAUGGACAGGACAACCGCGGCCGGAAAUUUUUUUUCCUUGUUGGCUCAAGUGUGAGCUACUCCUGUAACCGUGGUUGGUCACUUGUUGGAGUAUCCUCCAUUCGAUGUACAGCUGGUGAUCGGGGAACUCCCCGCUGGGAUGCACCUGUUCCUGAGUGCAAAGGUUCUGUGUUGAACACAACUGGCAACUCUGCUGAGCCUCAAGGUGAAGACAUAAUUACCCAGGACAAACCCACAACUGUUCCUCCAAAAGGAGCAGAAGUAGCUGGUACUUCCUCAGGUUCUGCGCUGAACAUAGCUGGCAACUUUGCUGAGCCUGAUGAUGAAGGGCGUGUCCUAUUCAUUGCAAUAGGCAUUGGCACCGGUAUUGGUAUCGUAGUUCUUGGUGUAGUUCCUGCAAUUAUAGCAUCGGCAAUUUUGAAGAAAAAUAGGAUCAAGGUCGAUGUAGCUAAUGGCUUACAAAUUAAGACAUAAUAUUGGAAGAAAAGAAUGGAAAAGUUAGGAAAUAAGCUUCAUACAUUUGCACUGAAUUUCGGUAGUGAAAAUAGACCUCUCUCAGGCACUUUCACUACAACUUUUCUCCUUUGAACUGGACUUGUAAUUGGAAUCCACUGCAUUUGAAAAAAGCAAAAAGUAAAAGGGAAGUGGAUCAUCCCUUUUGUCUUUAAAAACUGGUUUCUGAAGCAAGCAAAGGCAGUUGGCAGCAUCAAAAUUACUUGCUGUUCUGUACACGCAGCUGGCUCCUUAUUCCACCUCUCCAUAGUGCUAAAUGUUUCACCUGUUAAAGAACAUGUUGGCCAUCUGAGUGUGCCAUAGUUUGGAUUGCGGGUUUUAGCUGCAGGUGGCAAGAGAGCCUGUUUAGAUGCCUGCUUACAGGCUUCCAUCAUGAUGUGCGCAAUAUUAGUCUUUAAACCCAAAUGUAAAGGUCUAAAUGGAAUGUUGUGGAUUCUUGAUGUGACCUUUCUUCAGAUUUAGUCUUCAGCUACAGAUGUUGAAGUGAGACUCUCUCUUCAGAUAAAUCCACCUUUUGUUCCCAGCUCUAUAACUUUGGUUUCUUUUUACAAAUUUGAUAUAUAGUGUUUCCCCUAAGAGAAAAGAGUGAAGUGUGUGAAUUUACAUGGAGUUCCAGAGACGUUCAAAAUACUCAUCACUGAGUUUUUUAAUAAAAUGUAAUGAAAAUAAGGUAUCCUGUUUCUUUCCCUACAAUCAACUAGCACUUUAUAAGAAGUAAGCAAUGAGAUCAAAAGUGUACUCCAUAGCAAGUUCUCCAGUGGUUUAGUGACUAAAUUUAAUUUUAUGUUUUAGUCUCCAAAAAAUGUCUUUGGAGGUCUGAAAACAAGUUUUUUAAAUUCAGGAAAUGGCACUCUCUGCUGGUAAGAUGGCGGUGAGUGCAAUCCAACACAUUAUUAUAAGUUAUUUUAUCUUUUAAAACAUGUUGUUUAUAUUCUUUUUUACAAUCACAACUGUGUUGAGUUUUGUUUAGCAAUAUGCAUAAAUCUUUCCACAGGUGGUGAAACUGUAACCGAAGAAAUUUGUGGGAUUUAUGUCAUCUUUUUUAAUGUAUUUUUCUUAAAUAAAAGGAAUACUGAAUGAAGACUCUAGUGUCCUGUGUUUUUUCUAUACUUAUUACUAUAAACUGAUUAUUUACAGGUGAUGUUGAAAUCUAGCCCUCUGUCCUGAUCCAGUCACUAGCUGCUAGCAGAACAGAAGAAAGUUUGAUCUUUUCCUCUUGCAAAGAAGCAUCUCUUUUCUAGGGUUCAGGGAUUUUUCCUGACAAAUGUAAAAGGGAUGUCAUCUUGUUGAAUAAUUCCUCUUUGUCCGGGGUCCCACAGGAUCUCUGUCAGGAGGAGAUCCCACUGCAGCGGAGCAAGCGAUGCUCUGGCAUCACCUGCAGCCACAACUUUCCCUUGGACCCUGCUUCCUGAUACAGUGACUGUUCAUACUGUGAGAAGCAGCCGGAAGUGGUGCUGUGGUGCAUUCCUUCUGACUAAAAUCCCUGAUGUUCAUCACAGGGUCACAGUCUAACAGGGACAAGAGCCUCUUGCUGGGGAUGCAUCUCCUGCUCUGGAGCAAUAUGGGAGGGAAGGGAGGGAAUAUGCAUGCUUCCCAUCCCAGUUCCCUGAGUCCAGACU